Molecule: messenger RNA, 1089 nt
Organism: Peromyscus maniculatus bairdii (prairie deer mouse)
Lineage: Eukaryota; Metazoa; Chordata; Mammalia; Rodentia; Cricetidae
Product: olfactory receptor 5AK3-like
Biological process (GO): G protein-coupled receptor signaling pathway
Cellular component (GO): membrane
Molecular function (GO): G protein-coupled receptor activity; olfactory receptor activity
Source: RefSeq, a predicted model, not a curated record
UUGAAAUUCGGAAUCCUUCCAUUCAAUAAGUCCUAAUUUUUCCCUCUUGUCUUGGCCCCUUCAGAUUCUUAGUAGCCAUGGCACAAGGAAAUGACACCAAAGCCACUGACUUCUAUCUUCUAGGAUUUGGGGUCCAGCACGAUACUCAGUAUGUCCUCUUCAUUGUGUUUCUUGUCAUCUACGUGACCUCCAUGGUGGGUAACACUGGGAUGAUCCUUCUCAUCAAUACUAACUCCAGAAUUCAGACCCCCAUGUACUUCUUCUUACAACAUCUGGCUUUUGUUGAUAUCUGUUACACAUCUGCCAUCACUCCCAAGAUGCUGCAGAGCUUUAUUGUAGAAGACUGUUCCAUAUCAUAUACAGGAUGUGUAAUGCAAUUGUUGGUAUAUGCCACAUUUGCAACCAGUGAUUGUUACCUCCUAGCUGUUAUGGCAGUGGACCGUUAUGUGGCAAUCUGUAAGCCCCUUCGCUACCCUAUAAUCAUGUCUCGACAAGUUUGCAUCCAGUUGGUAGCUCUUUCUUAUCUUAUGGGAUCAAUAAAUUCCUCAGUACACACAGGAUUUACAUUUUCAUUGUCAUACUGCAAAUCAAAACACAUCAAUCACUUUUUCUGUGAUGUUGUCCCAAUCAUCACCCUUUCAUGCUCCAACAUUGACAUUAAUAUCAUGCUGCUUAUUGUGUUUGUGGGAUUUAACCUGAUGUUCACUGUGUUGGUUAUUAUCUUCUCCUACAUAUACAUCAUGGCCGCCAUCCUAAAGAUGUCCUCCACAGCAGGGAGGAAGAAAACCUUCUCCACGUGUGCCUCCCACUUGACAGCAGUCACCAUUUUCUAUGGAACCCUCGCUUACAUGUACCUACAGCCUCAUUCUGACAAUUCUGAGGAGAAUAUGAAAGUGGCCUCUGUGUUUUACGGCAUUGUGAUUCCCAUGUUGAACCCUCUGAUCUAUAGCUUGAGAAACAAGGAGGUCAAAGAAGGUUUUAAAGCAAUGAGCACAAAGUUCUUUAGAUUGAAUGCAAAUCCUUAAAAUUGGGAACAUCAAAGUAUCUGAUAGACAUGUGUUACUAUAACUUGAUUAUUCUGAAUCUGAA